GACGGCGCUGAAAGAGUUAAAAUUCAAUGAGCAGGCCCUGCCUUUGAAAACACCCCCUUUCUAACGUCGAGCUAUUAGGCUGCUAGCCAUAUCCAGCGACCUUUCAGUUUGCUACUCAAGUUCUCUGAUCUUCGUGUGUAGAUCCAGAAAGGAUGGCGACUCUUAAAGCAUUUUGCAGAGCAGAGAGUUUACUCUUCAAAAACCUCGCAGUUCAUCGCAGAGCCCGUUUAAACUUCGCUAGCCACCAGCUCAGCAAGACUUGUGGUUGCUACUUUUCCACCUCUAGCCUGAGAGGUUCACAGUUCUACUCAAAUCCAACGGAGGCAGUAAAAGAUAUUCCUAAUGGAGCUACUAUUCUGGUUGGAGGCUUUGGGUUAUGUGGUAUACCCGAGAAUCUAAUCAACAGUUUGCUGAAGACUGGCGUAAAGGGUCUUACAGCAGUCAGUAAUAAUGCAGGAGUUGAUAAUUUUGGGCUGGGCCUGUUGCUGCAGACCAAGCAGAUCAAAAGGAUGAUUUCCUCGUAUGUUGGAGAGAAUGCAGAGUUUGAGAGGCAGUAUUUGUCAGGAGAGCUGGAAGUGGAGUUAACGCCACAGGGAACUCUUGCAGAGCGGAUCAGGGCAGGAGGCGCUGGGGUUCCAGCCUUCUUCACACCCACCGGCUAUGGCACUCUGAUCCAAGAAGGAGGCUCUCCUAUUAAGUACAACAAAGAUGGCAGCAUUGCUAUUGCUAGCGAGGAGAGAGAGGUGCGAGAGUUCAAUGGCAGGCACUAUAUAAUGGAAAAAGCCAUCACUGGGGAUUUUGCCCUGAUAAAGGCAUGGAAAGCUGACAAAGCAGGAAACAUCAUUUUUAGGAAGACAGCCAGAAACUUCAACCAACCCAUGUGCAAGGCAGCCAAAACCACUAUUGUUGAGGUUGAGGAGGUGGUAGAUGUUGGGAGGUUUGCCGCAGAAGACAUACACAUACCAAGUAUCUAUGUCCACAGGAUUGUUGAAGGAGCCAGCUACGAGAAAAGGAUUGAGAAACGCACUGUGAGAAAAGGCCAAGAAGAAAAGCCCAAACCAAAAAAGGAUUCAGACAUUGUUCGGGAAAGGAUCAUUCGCAGGGCAGCACUGGAAUUUGAAGAUGGGAUGUAUGCUAACCUUGGUAUUGGUAUCCCCAUGCUGGCCAGCAACUUCAUCAAACCAGAGAUCACUGUACACCUCCAAAGUGAAAAUGGACUUUUGGGACUGGGGCCCUACCCCACUGAGAGUGAUGUGGAUGCAGACCUGAUUAAUGCUGGGAAGGAGACUGUCACUGUACUCCCAGGGGCUGCCUAUUUUUCCAGUGAUGAGUCAUUUGCCAUGAUCCGAGGGGGUCACAUCAACCUGACAAUGCUGGGAGCCAUGCAGGUGUCAAAACAUGGAGAUCUAGCCAACUGGAUGAUCCCUGGGAAAAUGGUGAAGGGGAUGGGAGGAGCUAUGGAUUUAGUGGCAAGUGCUGGAACUAAGGUGGUGGUCACCAUGGAGCACUCGGCUAAGGGAGGAAAACACAAGAUAUUGGAAAAGUGCAGCCUGCCUUUGACAGGGAAGCAGUGCGUGGAUCGAAUCAUCACAGAAAAGGCUGUGUUUGAUGUUGAUAAGACAAAAGGUCUGACCCUGAUUGAAAUAUGGGAGGGACUGACUCCUGAGGACAUCAAGGCGUGCACUGGCACAGAUUUUGUGGUGUCUCCCAACCUGAGGCCCAUGCAGCAGAUUUAACGGUAUUUCGAGUGGAUAUGAAGAUGUUUUUGGUUUGUUAUUUACUCUGUCCUAAGCACCUGCCAAUAGAACAGGACGGGCUGUGUCAAAUAAGGUUAUAAAAUACACAUGCCGGGUUCAGCUCUCUGGUAAUGAAUGUGCAAAUAUUAGGAAUUACACAGCAUCACCAACUAAGAAGUAGGACUCAACUGGAGCCAACGUGCCUGAUUCUUAUCCUGGCACUGAGUGAAUAUUUCACUGUAUCCAUUUACAUCUGUGGAGUUGUCACCAAAACGCCCAUUUGAAAGGAUCUUGAUAUGAUUUGUAAGAGGACAAACAAAACAGCAUUUUUUAUCUUUAACAUAAUGGCUGCAUAGAAAUUUAAUUACAUUUACUGUAAGAUGAAAACUUGAUUCCAAUAGAAAAAUAUUAAAAAUUCAAUGCUAAAAGGUUUCAAAUUUUAUAUUUCUGGAUUUGUAAAUUUAUCCUUCAUCAGUUAGCAGAAGCUUUUUCUAUUACGCAUCCACAUCUUCAUUUUAUCCAUUUGGAAAAUGAGGGAAAGUGGGUCUCAUCGAGACAUAUUUGUAAUAACCACCUCUGCUGUGGAAUCAUUUCUUUUCUCUGUAAUUCAUGUAAUUCAAAUAGAAAAUAAACCUUAAUGUUUUUACAGAUAUCUAUUUGUACAUAAAAUGAAAUAAAACCUUGUGUGCAGAUUAAUACAAA
This is a messenger RNA of Girardinichthys multiradiatus, 2438 nucleotides long. RefSeq names its product 3-oxoacid CoA transferase 1a (gene oxct1a). Gene Ontology annotation, molecular function: succinyl-CoA:3-oxo-acid CoA-transferase activity. Gene Ontology annotation, biological process: ketone body catabolic process. Lineage: Eukaryota; Metazoa; Chordata; Actinopteri; Cyprinodontiformes; Goodeidae. The transcript is spliced from 17 exons. Gene Ontology annotation, cellular component: mitochondrion. The coding region runs from base 153 to 1736 and encodes 527 amino acids. The record is from RefSeq and is a predicted model, not a curated record.